Schistosoma turkestanicum is the source of this 957-nucleotide messenger RNA. Lineage: Eukaryota; Metazoa; Platyhelminthes; Trematoda; Strigeidida; Schistosomatidae. The record is from the annotation of a GenBank genome assembly.
AUGCCUCGGAUUAACAUAAAGGGUGGUGUUUGGAGGAAUACUGAGGAUGAAAUCCUCAAAGCUGCUGUUAUGAAAUAUGGCAAAAAUCAAUGGGCCAGAAUAGCUUCUUUGCUGCACCGCAAAGCCGCUAAGCAGUGUAAAGCUAGGUGGUAUGAAUGGCUUGAUCCUAGUGUAAAGAAAACAGAGUGGAGCCGUGAAGAAGAUGAAAAAUUAUUACAUCUUGCCAAGCUUAUGCCAACUCAGUGGCGAACAAUUGCUCCGAUAGUUGGAAGAACUGCAAAUCAAUGUUUAGAACGCUAUGAAUAUCUUUUAGACAAAGCACAAAACAGGGAAGGCUUGUCUGCAGAAGAGGAUCCUAAACGUCUUCGUCCUGGUGAAAUCGAUCCAAAUCCUGAAACUAAACCUGCACGUCCAGAUCCCGUUGAUAUGGAUGAAGAUGAAUUAGAAAUGCUUUCAGAAGCCAGAGCAAGACUGGCAAACACACAGGGAAAAAAGGCAAAACGUAAAGCUAGAGAACGUCAACUUGAAAUUGCACGAAGAAUGGCCAUGAUGCAAAAACGUCGAGAACUUCGAGCAGCUGGCUUGGGGACAUUCUUGGGAUUAGCACCAAAAACAAAACCAUGCAUGGAUUAUAAUUCAGAAAUUCCAUUUGAGAAACAACCUCCUAAAGGAUUUUAUGAUACUAGUAGAGAAAAACCAGAAAUUAAACCUAUGGAUUUUCAACGUUUAAGACUUUCAGAUAUUGAAAAAGAAAGUUUUAUGGAAAGAGAAAAGCGUGAACGUAAAAAAGACGCAGAACGACAAGCUAAACGUAUGCAAUCUGAUUUACCUGGAGUUAUUUUACAACGUGGUAAUUCUUUGGAUGAACCAAUGUUAAAACGAUCGAAGCUUGUACUUCCUGCUCCUCAAGUAUCUGAUUUAGAAUUGGAAAAUUUAAUUAAAGUAUGUUUUUUUUAA